Messenger RNA from Xiphophorus couchianus (Monterrey platyfish), 8338 nucleotides. RefSeq names its product collagen, type VI, alpha 3 (gene col6a3). Bases 23 to 7828 code for a protein of 2601 amino acids. The record is from RefSeq and is a predicted model, not a curated record. NCBI's taxonomy places the organism in Eukaryota, Metazoa, Chordata, Actinopteri, Cyprinodontiformes, Poeciliidae. Gene Ontology annotation, molecular function: protein binding; serine-type endopeptidase inhibitor activity. The transcript is spliced from 42 exons.
ACAUCGGCAAGGUGUCAAACAAAUGUUGAUCCUGCUAACCGGGGGAAGGUCUUUUGACAAUGUUGACGCCCCAGCCUCUGCUCUCAAACAGCAGGGCGUCUUUGUGAUUGGUAUUGGAACAAGGACCUCUGACAGUAGAGAGCUGCAGAAGUUAUCAUAUGAGCCUACUUAUGCGCUAUCAGUCUCUGAAUUCACCGACCUCCCUAGUGUCCAAGCACAACUCUCCUCUGUCAUGAGCACAGCGCUAGCAAGGGUUACACCUUUGCCACCAACGGUGACGGUGGUGAGACAGCAGCCAGCAGGAAGGGAUGUGGUGUUCUUGCUGGAUGGAUCUGACGGCACUAGAACUGGCUUCCCAGCAAUGCGAGACUUUGUCCAAAGGGUAGUAGAGACACUCAGUGUAGAUGACAACAAAGACCGUGUCUCAGUGGUUCAGUACAGCAGGGAUCCAGCUGUCCAGUUCUAUUUGAACACGUACGCGACAAAAGGAGAGAUCCUUGAUGCUGUCAGGGGCUUGAGGCACAAAGGCGGAAGACCCCUCAAUACGGGAGCAGCUCUCCAGUACUUGAGGGAUAACGUUUUCACUUCCUCUGCUGGAAGCAGGCGGCCGGAAGGAGUUCCCCAGGUCCUAGUAUUGCUGAGUGGCGGAAAAUCAUUCGACAUUGUUGACGCACCAGCCGCUGCCCUCAAACAGAUGGGCGUCUUGAUCUUUGCAAUUGGAAGUAGAGGCUCUGACAGCAGAGAAUUACAGAAAGUAUCCCACGAUCCCAAUUAUGCUCUGUCUGUGUCCGAAUUCACUGACCUUCCCAGUGUCCAACAGCAGCUUCAGGCCUCUGUGGAAGCUGUGGUUGUUGACGUCACCCCUGAGUCACCUACUGUACUCGUUGACACUGCCAAAAAGGAUAUUGUAUUCCUCCUCGAUGGUUCUGACGGCACAAGGAAUGGCUUCCCUGCCAUGCGGGAUUUUGUCGAAAAAGUGGUGGAAAAGCUCAAUGUGGGAGAAAACAAAGACCGUGUUUCUGUGGUCCAAUUCAGCAGAGAAGCUGAAGUCCAUUUCUAUCUAAACACGUACAAUACAAAAGAGGAUACUGUGGAUGCAAUCAGAGGGCUUAGACACAGAGGAGGAAGACCCCUAAACACCGGGGCAGCCCUCCAAUAUGUCAGGGACAAUGUCUUUACAGCCUCCUCGGGGAGUAGACAUCGGCAAGGUGUCAAACAAAUGUUGAUCCUGCUAACCGGGGGAAGGUCUUUUGACAAUGUUGACGCCCCAGCCUCUGCUCUCAAACAGCAGGGCGUCUUUGUGAUUGGUAUUGGAACAAGGACCUCUGACAGUAGAGAGCUGCAGAAGUUAUCAUAUGAGCCUACUUAUGCGCUAUCAGUCUCUGAAUUCACCGACCUCCCUAGUGUCCAAGCACAACUCUCCUCUGUCAUGAGCACAGCGCUAGCAAGGGUUACACCUUUGCCACCAACGGUGACGGCGGAAUCACAAGGCCCAAGAAAAGACGUCGUCUUCCUUAUUGAUGGAUCUGAUGGUGUUGGGCGAGAAUUUGCUAUCAUCCAAGAGUUCAUCCGCAGAGUGGUCGAGAGCCUCAACGUGGGUGAAAACAAGAUCCGAAUUGGUGUGGUCCAAUAUGGUGACUCUGCCAAGGCUGACAUGCAUCUCAAUACCUAUACAACAAAAGAAGGAGUCCUAAACGGCAUCAGAGAAAUGAGACAGAUUGGAGGAAGACAACGGAACCUUGGCCAAGCAUUGCAGUUUCUCAGUCAGAACGUUAUGAUACCAGCACGAGGUAGCAGGAAGCAAGAAGGUGUGCCACAGUUUGCUAUCGUUGUGUCCAGUAGGCCCUCAACAGAUGAUAUCACUCGUCAAGCCUCUUCCCUCAAGCAAUCUGGAGUCAUCUCAUUCAGCAUUGGCACAAGGGAGAUCAACCCCACAGAACUAAAAGUAGUGUCAUAUGUCCCAAAUUUCUCCUUUACUGUUGAUGACCUCCCCGGCUUGUACAUAGUCCAAGAAAAUCUCAUCAACACAAUAACAGAGUUAUCAGACGAGGAUAUUGCAAAGUUGAGACCUCAAUUCCCAAUAUAUGAAGAAUUCACACCACCAGCAGCAACAGGAGAUAAGAGGGAUGUUGUCUUUCUGAUUGAUGGCUCUUCUGCAACACGGAGUGAGUUCCCAUCCGUCCGUGACAUGAUAAGACGAGUUGUGGAGCAGCUGGAUGUAGGACUGGACAGGGUCAGAGUCUCAGUUGUACAGUACAGCGACGAUCCGAAGCCAGAAUUCCUCCUCAACGAACACUCCACCAAAGCCGAAGUCCGGCAGGCUGUGAUGAAACUCAGAAGCAGCGGUGGAAAUCGCCUCAACACGGGCCGGGCUCUUGAAUGGGUCUCCAGGAACAUCUACCAGAGAUCUGCAGGAAGCCGCAUCGAGGAAGGCGUGCCUCAGUUCCUCAUUCUGGUCACAGGCGGCAGGUCUUCAGAUGAUGUGUCCACACAAGCCAACCAGUUAAAGAGAAAUCAGGUUGCACCCCUUGCCAUUGGUUCAAGAAACGCAGAUCUAAAUGAGCUGAGACAGAUUUCCUUAAAGCCAGAGCUUGUGUACUCUGUUGACACUUUUCAACAACUUCCAAGAGUGGAACCACAACUCAUUAAUUCAGUCCAAACAAUAUCCACCACUGACAUUAUCAGAAGUUAUAUUCCAACAGUCGAUAUAGCCACCCUAGAUCUUGGGAAAAAGGACAUCAUCUUCCUCAUUGAUGGCUCGGACACCACAGGUCCCAAUGGGAUUGCCCAUAUUCGAGACUUUAUCGUCAGCAUUGUCCAACAGCUAGAUGUGCAGCCUGAUAAAGUUCGUGUUGCUGUUGUCCAGUACGCAGACAGAGCUAAAACCGAGUUCUCACUCAAUACCCACAACAACAAGCAGGCUGUGCUGUCUGCUGUCAAACGCCUUCGUCAAAUGGGCGGACGCUCCUCUCAGCUGGCCAACGCCAUUGAUCAUGUCUUAGAGAACGAGGUCAAACCAUUGGCUGGCGUUCGUCUGUCUGACGCCUCCCAGCAUCUUGUGGUUCUCACAGGAGGACCGUCCUCCCAACCGGUUUCUAUCUCUGGACCGCUGCUGAAGAACAAGCGGGUGAACUGCAUUGGUGUUGGGACUGGCAACGCUGACAGAUCUCAGCUAAGUCAAAUUGCCACGUCGUCAGAAGAUGUUGUUACAGUGCCUACAUUCCCCAACUUACCGACAGCAAAAGACAAGGUUAUUUCCAGACUGAGAGGCUCCACAGGGACUGCUUUCCCCACAUAUGUUUAUCCAACGGAAGAUCUGCCACAACCCAAAAAGGCUGACAUAGUAUUCCUAAUGGAUGGAUCCAUCAACCUGGGCCAGAGCAACUUCAACAACGUCAGGGACUUCAUCAUGAAUCUUAUUGAUCUGUUCUACAACGAGAGAGACAACCUACGAAUCGGCCUUGCGCAGUAUGCCACAGAUGUGAGCGACGCCUUUUUCCUCAACACCUACAGCAACAGGGACAACGUCAUCGAAGCUAUCGGCAAGAUAGAAUACAAAGGCGGACGCAGAAUCAUGACAGGCGACGCCAUUCGCCACGUGCAAGACGUCCAUUUUAGCAAGCAGAGAGGCAGUAGGAAAGAUGAAGGUACUCCUCAGAUCCUCAUGCUUGUCACAGGAGGUCGCUCACAGGAUGACGGGAAGACGGCCGCGCUGGGCCUGAAGAACAAAGGUGUAAGGAUCUUCGCUGUUGGAGUGGGCGACAUUCAGGAUGAGCUGGAAAACCUUGCGAGUCAGUCGUCUACUGUGGCCCGAGCACAGACCUUCCAGGAGCUGUCAGAGCUCAAUGAACAAAUCCUGGAGGCUUUGGACGAUGAAGUGAAGGAGACAUAUUGCAUUGAAACACCACAAGCAGCCAAACCUUGCAAUGUCGAGGUGUUAGUUGGCUUUGAUGUGUCUGGCCAGAACAUCUUCAGCACGCAAAGUAACCUUCAGAGCAAGAUGAACACCAUUCUGCAGAGAAUUUCCAAAAUGGCCCCCAUCAGUUGCUCCGGAGGGCAGAACCCCUCCAUCCAGGUGGGCCUGCUGGCCUUGGACUCUGCCUCCAAGCCGGUCCAAAUCGACUUCAAGGACAACCCUGAUGAGCUGUUUGAGGCCUUCAGAGGCCUGCGGAGUCAGGGCCCCUUCAUCCUGAAUACUCAGACCAUCCAAGCCUACAUGAACCGGUUCCGAGUCAGACAAGCCGACACCAUCAAGGUCAUCAUUCAUCUGACGGACGGUCUUGAUGCUCCAUACGCUGAAAUGAAGAGACGAGUUGAGGAGCUACAUCGGUCGGGAGUCAACAGUUUCAUUCUGGUUGGGCUGGAGCGGGUGGAGCAGUUUGAAGAGGCUUUGCUGUUGGAAUUUGGCCGCGGCUUUAGGUACACAAGGCCCUUAAAACUCAACGUCAUGGACCUGGACUAUGAACUUAUGGAGGAACUGAGCAACAUCGCAGAGAGGGAGUGCUGUGGCGUUCCAUGCAAAUGUACUGGGAACCGAGGAGACCGAGGGGGCGUGGGCCUGCCUGGGAUUAAGGGCAGUCCGGGAUUACCAGGAAGCCCGGGACAUCCUGGUGAUGAGGGUGGACCAGGAGAAAGAGGUCCUCCUGGUGUUAACGGUACUCAGGGCUUCCAGGGAUGUCCUGGACAGAGAGGUGUCAAGGGAUCUCGUGGGUUCUCAGGAGAAAAGGGUGAAUUAGGAGAACUUGGACUUGAUGGCAUCAAUGGAGAAGAAGGGAAAAGUGGAGUUGCUGGACCUCCAGGUGACAGAGGAAACCCUGGCAGGAGAGGUGCUAAAGGAGCCAAAGGACAAGCAGGCGACAUAGGACAAAUGGGAAUCAGAGGAGACCCUGGGACAAGGGGGCGAGAUGACAACAGUCCGGGACCUAAAGGAGAGCGCGGUGAUAUCGGACCGCCGGGAGUUCCUGGUGAAGAUGGGUUGAAAGGAACCCCUGGCGAUCGUGGUAGACGGGGACUUGAUGGCAGAAGAGGCCAGCCAGGACAACCUGGAAACCGCGGGCUUCCUGGAGACAGAGGCCAGGCCGGGCAGCCUGGUAUCGCAGGCUCAAGAGGUGCAGCUGGACCAGUCGGUACACGAGGACCCAAAGGGGAAGAUGGCAACCCAGGACCCAGAGGUCCUGGAGGUAAUCCUGGCCCAAACGGAGAAAACGGAAGAAGAGGACCUCUAGGUCGCAAGGGAGAACCGGGAGAACCGGGACCCAAGGGUGUGAUUGGACCGGUUGGCCCCCACGGAGAGCCUGGUCAAGAUGGCAGAGAUGGAAUCGGUUCGAAGGGAGAAAAAGGAAGGAAGGGUGAUGAUGGUUUCCCAGGAUUCCCUGGACUCAAGGGUGCAGCCGGAGACCCUGGACCCCGCGGAGGACCCGGACCCAGAGGGAACCGUGGACAAAGAGGUGUCUCUGGGGAUGUUGGAUCACCUGGACAGAAGGGAGAAGUUGGAUAUUCUGGACCUUAUGGGGCCAAAGGACCAAGAGGACCAGGUGUUGUGCAAUGUGACCUGGUCAAGAAGAUCAGAGAUAACUGUCCUUGCUGUUAUGGUAAGCAGGAAUGUCCGCUGUACCCCACUGAGCUAGCCUUCGCGCUGGACGUCUCCCAGGCCGUAGACCGCCAGGUCUUCAACAACAUGCGGGACACGGCCGCCCUCCUGGUCAGGAACAUCACCAUCGCCGAGAGCAACUGUCCGAGAGGAGCUCGCGUCGCUCUCACCUUGUACAACAACGAGGUGAUCACCGAGUUCCGGUUUGCCGACUCCAUGAAGAAGCGGUCGCUGGUGGAUCACAUCGAGGGGCUGCAGAAACCGCGGUCCAGUAAGGAGGCCAGUCUGGACACGGCCAUGAGCUUUGUGGCCCAGAACACCUUCAAGAGAGUACGCAGCGGCUUCCUGAUGAGGAAGGUCGCCGUCUUCUUUGUUGGUCAUCGUGUCAGGCAGACCCAGAGAAUCACCAACGCCGCCCUUCGCCUUCACGAUGCUGGAAUCGCCACGCUGCUGCUGGUGAACAGCGAGAGCAGAGAGCUGAGCCGGGCAGUUCAGGUCAACAACACGGCGCUGGCCCAGGUCAUCGUCCUUCCCUCCCCGGGUAGCUCCCAGUACAAGUCUGUCUUCCAAAAGAUCUUGAGCUGCCACGUCUGCUACGAUUCUUGCUCUCCAGACCAGCUUUGUGACUAUCUGCCUCCGUCGGCCAGCCGCGAUCGGCGAUCUCUGACGUCUGAUGUGGACAUCGACAUGGCGUUCGUCAUAGACAGCUCCGAGUCGACCUUCCCGUCCACCUUCAUCGAGAUUAAACGAUAUAUCGCUCACAUCGUAGAGGCUCUUCACGUGUCUUCGGAUCCCACCGCCUCCGUCCAUCACGCCAGAGUGUCUGUCGUCCAGCAGGCUCCCUACGAGUUCAUGCACAACCGGACCGGCCAACCCAUCCGCGUGGACCUGGGCCUGACCGACCACGCCUCGGCUCAGGCCGUCGUCCGGUUCCUGCUGGACAAGACGGAGCAGCUGGAGGGCGGCCGCGCCCUGCCGGCGGCCAUCGAGGCAACCGUGGAUCAGGUGUUCGAGAAGGCGCCGCUGCAGCGCGACAGGAAGGUGAUGGUGUUGUUUGUGACCGGCAGCGUGGCGGAGGACGAGGAUCAGCUGGUCCGCAUCGCCAACGAGGUCAAAUGCAGAGGCUACUUCCUGGUGAUCUUCGGCGUGGGCGAGUCGGUGGGGCCCAGGGACGCUCACGUCCUGUCGCGCAUGGCGAGCGAACCCUCUGAUGUCUUCUUCAAGCGCCUCGACCUCAUUUCCCACUUUUAUGACAAACACAUCCAGACGUUUGGCCAGCUGUUUGCUAAGUAUAUCAGCUUUGAAAACCGACCUGAACAAUCUAAGACCUGUCAGUGGACGCAGAGCGACCAGCCGCUGAAGAGCCCCCUGCCACCUUCACAGCACCAGGAGAAACACCAGAAGCAUCAUGACGGCCACCAAGCAGUUCAUGAGAGAAAACUCAAUAACGCCGACGAGCUGCACGUCUCCAACGUCACCGCCAGCAGCUUCACGUUGCGGUGGAGCAACCCCGAACCCAAACUGCUGGUCUACUUUGAGGUGGUGGUGACCCGACUACAGGACCACACCCUGGUGGUGAAGACCAACGUUUCAGGCUCAGAGAUCGCGGUGUUCAACGUGGAGAGCUCUCAGACGUAUCACGCUGUGGUCACGGCGUACACAGCAGAGGGCCGGGUCGUCUCGGCCCGCAAGGGCAUCGUCACAACCAAAGCAGCCAGCCUCGGCAGCAGCACUGUAAAAACUACGCCGCUGGACAAACCGGAGCCUGCUAGUGGCCUGGCAGACCCCUGCUCACUUGACUUUGACCCGGGAAUGCCGUGCAAAGACUUUGAGGCUAAGUGGUUCUUUGACAGACAGAAUGGGUUCUGUGCAGAGUUCUGGUUUGGAGGUUGUGGAGGAAAUGAGAAUAGGUUCGACUCAGAAGAACUUUGCUUGAAAAACUGCAUGAGGUCAGCGCCGCAGCCUGAGCCAGAGGAGCAGCGAGGCGAACAGCUGGAGAUUCUUCCGGCUCCUGCUGCCAUUACGUCUGUGGACAUUUGCCAGCUUCCCAAAGAAGAAGGAAAAUGUGCAAAGUUUGUUCUGAAGUGGCAUUUUGAUGCCGCUAGCAGCAGCUGCAGCCGCUUCUGGUAUGGCGGCUGCGACGGGAACCAGAACCGCUUUGACACGUAUGAGCAGUGCAUGAAGGCGUGUGGAGCCGCAGCAGGGAACCCGGGGCUCCUGGCCGCAGUGAGAACAUAGGAGUGGCGCCUCAACCUCGUCUGCAGAAGCGAAGGGCCGCACUGUAAGGACGCCUUGCUGAAGCAAUGGUGGCAGCACUGGACUCAACACACAUGAACUUUGACCCCCGACUUCCUGAAGUAGUCUGUUUGACGACGAGAUGUAAGGAAGACAGUUCGCUGCGUGAAAACUUUAAUCUAUUGGUGCUAAACGAGUUGAAUAAAUGCAGCAGUUUGUCUCGAACCAUGAAGUAAAACAGCUUUUAAUGUUUCUAUGAUGGAUCUGUAAUGAAUCCAACAGCAGGACUUGAACCUCGGUGACUUUCUCCACUGCAGCGCCGCGCGGCUCUUUACAUGCUCGUCACCCAGAAACCCACCGCUCUGAUGUCCAGUUAAAGUCACUUCCAGAUCCGUUUCCUGCUACUUAAACAGAAUGUAACGUCACUCUGGUUUUUGGUUUUGUUUUGCUUUUCAUGAGGUUUGUCCGUCAGUCUGUCUGGGGGAAAUAAAAUGAAGUAGACUUUGUAAUAAA